UCCGACUUCGCCCGUUGAAUUUUCAUCCGGCCGACGAAAGGAGCUUCAAUUUCGCUCAGCGCCUGUUCAUUUGUAAUGUUAAUCAGGUCUCGUCCGAAUCGCGAUAGCCGCGGUACAACGUAGGGACGUUAGAAAUCGGUGGAGAAAAUUUUCCGUGCUUCUUUCGAUCUCUAUCUGUCGUAUCCCGCAACCAUUUUGAUAUAUCGUGAAAAUUGUUUUACGAGCAACGUGCACGGUUUACCAGUCUGAAGCAAAGUCUUCUUUUACAGCCUCUUGAUGCUCAAUCUGCUGGUGAUAUUCCAUCCGGCUGGCUCGAGACUCCUAAAUUCGGAGUUGGCGGAGAUACUUCAUCGACCCAUCCGGUCCCUCACGUUCCCGGAAGAAAGUACCGCAGGUCUGUUCGUCGCGCUGGCGAUACCGCUGGAGGAUCCAUACAAAUCGAUUUCCAUAGCCGAUUUCUUCGAGGCGACUUACAACUUGCCAACGAACGCCAGCGAUGAGAAACUCUGGCUGUAUACCGAGGAACAAAGAAGGAAGAGAAGCUUGGACAGAGCUACGCUUUAUCAAGCUGUAGAGAAUAAGUUCGUCAACUACGGAUAUCAGGGUCACGAAUGCCUGCUGAGGGCCAUUUGCGAAACUUCGGAGCACUACCUGAGACAUAACGGACUCAUUGGUGACAUUCUGCACGUGAUCUUCACACCAACAAGCUCGCGACACGAGCCACUACCGCGGGAUAUUCUUCAAGCCGAAGUGGUUGGACGUAAUGGAAGCUGCUCUAAGUACCGACCGCAAUGCCCCGUGGGACUCUUCGACUUGAUUGGAGUCCUCGCUUGAACUCUGAAAAACCACUGCGGUGCAACGCCGCUUGCACUUCGAUCGGAUAAACAGUUCGAUUUUAUGCUCGCACUCGGUGCCGUUCCAGCGCUUCGAUUACUAUAAAUAUCAUACAAUUUAAUGGAUUGAUCGUUUUACGUGCUACUUUCCUCCAACGAAGAAUUUAUUUUAAGCUCUCGAGAAUAUUUUAAGAAUAAAUAUUUUUAUAAAUGUAA
Molecule: messenger RNA, 1049 nt
Organism: Bombus terrestris (buff-tailed bumblebee)
Lineage: Eukaryota; Metazoa; Arthropoda; Insecta; Hymenoptera; Apidae
Exons: 4
Coding region: 277-834 (185 amino acids)
Source: RefSeq, a predicted model, not a curated record